AUGUCUAAGAACCGACACUAGUCAGUAUAAAGACAAUUAAUGUUACAAUUAAAAUUACUAAGUAUAAGAAUUAAAAUAAAAACAAAAAAGGAGAUAGGGACUAAAAUGAGCCACACCUACAACUUCCAUGAUCUUCUUCUCUCUAUCUUUUACUAUAUAAGCAUAUCUUAUAACAAAAUCAUUUGCCAACAAACGUCUCAACUUACAUACACAUCUUCCUUUUGCAUACCCCCAAACACUUCAAUGGAGAACUCCGUAAACAACAGCGUGAAACGAGUCAGAAUGAUACACGAAGAUGAAGAUCAAAAAGAAGAGAGUAGUUGGAUAAUCUACUUUGAAGACAUUGAUCAUGAAGAAGGCAGAGAAGAAACGAUUCAUUACUACGAUAGUGACUCUUCCAUGAUCUCCGACGCUGCUUCACCUGUUCACAUCACAAAGACUAAUAAUGUUGUUCGAAGAAAGGAUUAUAGCAUUAAUAAAAACCCUAAAAAGAGACGAUUCAUUCAUCAACACAAAGAAGAAGAAAAACAAAAAGGAGAGGAGGAAGAAGAAGACACAGCCUCUUCUCCUUCUAAUAAAACCAAGGGUUUAAGUGUGUUGGAUGGUGCGGAGUAUAAGGCAAAACAUGGAAAAUCCGUGGACAAUGUUACAUCCGAGGAGAGAGGAUGCUUAACAGACACAGUAUCAAAGAUAAAUGAAGAAUUCUUCUUAGCAGAAUUGAAGAAGAGAGGACUUUGUGUAGUUCCUUUAUCAAUCUUAUCCAACUUUAUUGCUUGAUGAUUCUUUUCAAACACAAGUUUUUAACUGUGAUUAUUAUUUUUAUUCUUCUGAUUCUCUAAUGUAAAAGAUUUACUAUUAUUGUAAAUUAACGUACAGAAAAUCGAAAUCAUAUUGAAAGUUAAGCACUUUGCAAAUAUCAAAAGUGUGACAAAGCUUAUACUUUAGACCCUUUUAAACACAGCUUAGCAAUAUAGACUACUCAGUUUGUAUGGACUGCACCUCAGAAUACAAAAGGGCUUAGGAGAUGAUAA
Brassica rapa (field mustard) is the source of this 1031-nucleotide messenger RNA. Its product is annotated as vascular-related unknown protein 2-like. The record is from RefSeq and is a predicted model, not a curated record. Lineage: Eukaryota; Viridiplantae; Streptophyta; Magnoliopsida; Brassicales; Brassicaceae. Gene Ontology annotation, biological process: multidimensional cell growth; xylem development.